This is a messenger RNA of Haliotis rubra (blacklip abalone), 1500 nucleotides long. RefSeq names its product indole-3-acetic acid-amido synthetase GH3.8-like. NCBI's taxonomy places the organism in Eukaryota, Metazoa, Mollusca, Gastropoda, Lepetellida, Haliotidae. The transcript is spliced from 7 exons. The record is from RefSeq and is a predicted model, not a curated record. The coding region runs from base 1 to 1500 and encodes 499 amino acids. Gene Ontology annotation, molecular function: acid-amino acid ligase activity. Gene Ontology annotation, cellular component: cytoplasm.
AUGUUGCAGCCUUUUACAUCCCAUGAGAACUAUGACAAGUACAUCCAGCGUAUCGUACAAGGGGAGUCUGAUGUGAUGUUUCCAGGACAACCUGACUACUUUGCUGUGACUUCCGGGACUUCUUCGGGGAAAAGUAGGCCAUAUCCCAGACAACUCGUGUCAGAUUUGCAGAGGCUAAUGAUUCACAAUGUCCACACAAAGAGGAAGCUGUUGGAUGUAGCCAACGUUGGCAAACUCAAGUUCUGGCUAGACGUGAGGGCGGCAGCGAUUUUCACGCGAACACCAAGUGGUGUCAGGCGAGGUCCUCUAAGUGCAGCUGGGGCCUUCAUCUGUCCCUUUAGACCAUCACCUGAUGCUGCGUAUGAAAUAAGACAGGAGCAGGCAUCCUUGUAUGUCCAUGCAUUGUUCGGUCUGACGUGUAAAGACGUCACCUUGCUAAGCUGCCUCACAGCACCAACAGCCUUGAACUUCUUCAGGGUCAUCGAGACACGGUGGGAAGCCAUGUGUGAUGAUAUAGAACAUGGAAACAUCUGCAAGUGUCCUGGUCUGCAGGACGAUGUGAGGAUCAAGCUUCAGAAGCAUCUGACUGCUGAUGCAGAGAGAGCUGGUGAACUGAGAUGUAUCUUCAAGGAAGGCUUCCACAAUAUUGGACCACGAGUCUGGCCAUGUUUGUCAGUGGUACACACAGCGGCAUCUGGAACCUACAUUCCAGCGGUGAACAUUCUGAGACAGAAGUACCUAGUGGACAUCCCAAUAACCUCCAGCAAACACAUGGCGUCCGAGGGGUUGUAUGGCGCCAACAUGAACAUUAUAGACCAGAUGAAGACGGAGUACACCAUCCUCCCUGAUCAUAUGUUUUACGAAUUCAUCCAUGAAGUUGAUGUUGAUCAGGAUAAUCCACAGUCGUUGCUGGCUCAUGAGGUGGACAUUGGGCAGAGUUAUGAGAUGGUCAUCACCAACUGGUCAGGACUGUACAGAUAUCGGACAGGAGAUAUCAUCCGUGUUACCAGCUUCACUGGUCAGGCGCCAAACUAUGUUUUACAACAACGGAAAGGAGACGGGUACGGCAUGUAUCCAGAGUUCCUGUUCACUGAGGCUGUUUCGAAAGCUUCCAGAACGUGGACGUCUGGGACGAUGUUCAACUACAUGGCUGUCGGCAACUUCAUCGUUGAGGAACUGACAGGCGAAAUAUCUACGACAGCGCAUGUGUAUGUCUUCAUAGAAAUGCUUGGUGAUGGAGCUUUGACCGAUCGGGAAAAACAUAUGAUCGACGAGAGUCUUCAAGAAACCCAGGAUGGGUACAAAUGGUUACGUUGCCAUGGGAACUAUGCCCCUGCUGUCGUCGUUCAAGUGAGACCUGGGACGUUGGAGGAAGUGAAGAAGAUUUACAUGAAGCUAAACCCCGACCUUCACGCCCAACAGUUCAAGUACCCAAAGUUUAUCAAGCACAAGGACGUUGUAGCUUGUCUGCUCUCCCACAGACUGAAGUCUACCAGUUGA